AGAAAAGCUCAUUUGGCCGCGGCGCGAGACAAGAAGAUUAUUAGUACACGCGCAGAGGGGGAGAGGAAGAGAAUCAGCCCUCCAGUCUCGUAGCAGGAGAAACCAACUUGUCUGUGCCUGUAUAAACUCUUAGAAACACAAGACACUCCUUCUUUUACUGGAAGAAGAGAAGGAAGCCAUGGACAAAGGAGGAGAAUUAAAAAGAAGUUAGCGUCUACGGUAAAGUCACCUUUGGAAAAACGACUCAGAAAGAAGAAGUGUCCGGAGAGGAAAGAGGAACAGGAUGGGAGUGGAUUUCAGCACUCUUCGGACCCUCAUCAGCAGAUAUUGUGUUGGUGAGGAGAACUGGGUGGACAGCAGGACGAUUUUCAUUGGACACAAGGAGCCUCCUCCAGGAACAGAAGCCUUUAUACAACAAAGAUUCCCCGACAACAGAAUAGUCUCCUCCAAGUACACAUUUUUGAACUUUGUCCCGAAGAAUAUGUUUGAGCAGUUCAGGAGAGUUGCCAACUUCUACUUUCUCAUUAUAUUUCUGGUUCAGUUGAUCAUUGACACUCCCACCAGUCCUAUCACCAGCGGGUUGCCACUUUUCUUUGUCAUCACAGUCACAGCCAUUAAACAGGGUUAUGAGGACUGGUUGAGACACAAAGCAGACAACGCAAUCAACCAGUGUCCCGUCCACGUGGUGGAGAACGGGAAAGUGGUCGGCAAACAAAGUCGCAAGCUCAGGGUUGGAGACGUCAUCUUGAUGAAAGAAAAUGAGACUUUUCCCUGCGACCUUAUCCUUCUUUCUACGUCUCGAGAUGAUGGGACCUGCUAUGUUACUACAGCCAGUCUUGACGGAGAGAGCAGCCACAAGACAUACUAUGCAGUUCAGGACACCAAAGCUUACAACACAGAGGAGGAGGUUGACACCAUCCACGCUACUAUAGAAUGUGAACAACCACAGCCGGACCUAUACAAAUUCGUUGGUCGUAUCAACAUCUACAUGGACAAUGAGCCAGUGGCCAGGCCAUUAGGAGCAGAGAACCUGCUGCUCCGAGGAGCCACACUCAAGAACACUGCACACAUAUAUGCGGUUGCCAUCUAUACUGGCAUGGAAACCAAGAUGGCUCUCAACUACCAGUCCAAGACUCAGAAACGGUCCGCAGUGGAAAAGUCAAUGAAUGCCUACCUGGUGGUCUACCUGUGCAUUCUCAUCGGCAAGGCACUCAUCAACACAGUGCUGAAAUAUGCGUGGCAGGCCGACCCCAACAGAGACGAACCCUGGUACAACGACAGGACAGAAGCAGAGAGAGGGAGACACAUUGUGAUCAGGGCAUUCACAGACUUCUUGGCCUUUAUGGUUCUUUUCAACUAUAUCAUCCCAGUCUCCAUGUACGUCACUGUGGAAAUGCAGAAGUUCCUGGGCUCCUAUUUCAUCAUGUGGGAUGAUGAAAUGUUUGACAAGGAGCUAGGAGAGAGAGCCGUGGUCAACACGUCGGACCUGAACGAGGAGCUGGGACAGGUGGAGUAUGUGUUUACAGACAAGACAGGAACUCUGACAGAGAACAACAUGGAGUUCAUUGAGUGCUGUGUGGACGGACACGUUUAUGUACCUCAUGCUAUCUGUAACGGACAGGUGAUGCCUGGUGCAACAGGUAUGGACAUGAUUGACACAUCGCCAGGUCCUGGGGCCAGGGAGCAUGAAGAGCUGUUUUUCCGGGCAUUGUGUUUGUGCCACACGGUGCAGGUGAAGGAGGAGGAGACAGUGGAUGGGAUCAAGCAUGGCAUCCACCAGGGCAAGUCCACUUCCUUCUACAUCUCCUCAUCACCAGACGAGGUUGCGCUGGUGGAAGGCAUGAAAAGACUUGGUUUCACCUAUCUGAGACUCAAGGACAGUCACAUGGAGAUCUUGAACAGGGAGGAUGAGAUUGAGAAGUUUGAGCUGCUGGAGGUGUUGACAUUCGAUUCAGUCAGACGGAGGAUGAGCGUCAUUGUCAGGUCCAGCUCUGGUGAGCUCUAUCUGUUCUGUAAAGGCGCAGACUCCGCCAUCUUCCCCAGGGUUAUAUCAGGCAAAGUGGAUCAGGUUAGAGCUCGGGUGGAGCACAAUGCAGUGGAGGGUCUGAGGACACUAUGUGUUGCCUAUCGGCCUCUGAGUCCCGAACAGUACCAGGAGGUUUGCCAUUUGCUAAACGGGGCCAAGUUGGCACUACAGGACAGGGACAAACGACUAGCCGAGGCCUACGACAACAUUGAGAAAGACCUGAUACUGUUGGGAGCCACUGCUGUGGAGGACAGGCUCCAGGAAAAAGCAGCAGACACCAUUGAGUCCCUCCACAAGGCAGGAAUGAAGGUGUGGGUGCUGACCGGUGAUAAGAUGGAGACGGCGGCUGCCACCUGCUAUGCCAGCAAGCUGUUUCGCCGCAACACCCAGAUCUUGGAGCUGACCACCAAACGUACUGAAGAGCAGAGCCUUCACGAUGUCUUGUUUGACCUUAGCAGGACCGUCCUGAGGCAACACGGAGGCAUGAUCAGGGACACCUUCUCUAGUUUAUCAGGUGACUGUACGGACUAUGGUCUGAUCAUUGAUGGAGCCACUCUUUCUGCGGUGAUGAGGCCCACCCAGGAGGACUCAAUUUCAGGGAACUACAAAGAGAUCUUCCUAGAAAUCUGCCGCAACUGCAGUGCCGUGCUAUGCUGUCGAAUGGCACCGCUCCAGAAAGCACAGAUUGUGAAGCUGAUUAAAGCCUCCAAGGAGCACCCGAUCACGCUGGCCAUUGGAGACGGAGCUAACGAUGUUAGCAUGAUCUUAGAGGCCCAUGUUGGCAUCGGUAUUAUGGGUAAGGAGGGCCGUCAGGCAGUGCGGAACAGUGACUACGCCAUCCCAAAGUUUAAACAUCUCAAGAAAAUACUGCUUGUCCACGGACACUAUUACUACAUACGCAUCUCUGAACUUGUGCAAUACUUCUUCUACAAGAAUGUCUGUUUCAUCUUCCCCCAGUUCCUCUACCAGUUCUUCUGUGGCUUCUCACAACAGCCACUCUAUGAUACAGCCUACUUGACUCUGUACAACAUCAGCUUCACCUCGCUGCCCAUUCUGCUCUACAGUCUCAUAGAGCAGCACAUUAACAUGGACAUCCUGAAAAAGGACCCAUCUCUCUAUAGAGAUAUUGCUAAGAACUCUUUGCUGCGGUGGCCCAUCUUCUUAUAUUGGACUAUCCUGGGUGUGUAUGAUGCCAUUGUGAUGUUCUUUGGUGCCUACUUCCUGUUUGACAACACCACCUUCACCAGCAAUGGACAGCUAAUGACAACCAACACACAGAUGAUGUUUGGAAACUGGACAUUUGGGACGCUGGUCUUCACUGUGCUAGUCUUCACUGUUACAUUCAAGUUGGUUCUAGAUACUCAUUACUGGACUUGGAUCAACCAUUUUGUCAUCUGGGGCUCACUGAUAUUCUUUGUGGUGUUCUCUUUGCUGUGGGGAGGAAUCAUCUGGCCUUUCCUCAACUACCAGAGGAUGUACUAUGUGUUCAUGCAGAUGUUGUCCAGUGGUCCGGCCUGGCUCAGCAUAAUCCUUCUAAUAACAGCCAGUCUGCUGCCAGAUGUGGUGAAGAAGGUGAUCUGGAGGGCGCUGUGGCCCACCACGACUGAACGCAUACAGAAUGCUGAUAAACUCUACAAGGGCCAGCUGUCCGAGUUCACCCCCCUGGCGUCUCUUCACGCGCCAUCCAAAGCUGGCAGCCACCGGCGAGGCUCAGGCAACGAAAGGAAUGCCCCAAACCCUCGAAGGUCUGAACCCUUUACCAAGAAAAUCAUGUUCACACGCUGGCAAAGAACGCCAGACUACAGCACCUUCACCCCCCUCCUCCGAUUUGCAGAUGGCUCCCGCCAAUCAAAGCAGGGACAUGCCUACACUGGGGCGGGGCCAGAGACCUCAGUUUAACAUAUUUCCAUCUAGUGUUUUUGUAUUCUUAUAUUCUAAUAUCGGAUACCAUGGCAUCCAUUUAGAGUUGAACUGAACAGAGGAGUAAUUUGAUAAAUUGGUAUAGAAGCUGACCAGGUCUCUGCAAAGUAAAGUUACACAAACUGAAACUAAUUUAUUUACGUUACUGGAGUCCAAUAACAGACUGUGAUGCUAACAGCAGGUAUCUAUAAUCCAUCUAAAAGGGAUUACAAUAAAAGUGACCUUCACAAGUGGUUCCAAGUCAGCAGCCAAGUAUGGCACAAAGCACUCUGGGACGCCUUUGGUAAGGACUCCAUCCACAGGGCCUCGCUCGUCGCUACAGCGUGCAAAGGGCUCCGCGUACCGAUGUCAGAACAAACGGACAUUCUUAAAUCACUGAAAAAAAGUGCACUGGCCCUUUACGUCUGCCUGCCUUUGAUAGCUGGCAGCUGAAAUGUACUUUCCUCUAAUUUAAAGGAUUUUUUUAAUGUUUUUUUAAACAAUUGACAUGUUGUGCUUGUUCUGCUGCUUAUGAUGAUGAAGGCAGUAACAGUGUAUUAAACAUAGCAAUUUCUGUUCUUCAUUCCUACCAUCUCUCUCUCUCUCUUUGUCCUUUCCCUCUACAGGACUAACUGGUGUUGCCUGUGUGCAAACAUAUUAUCGCGAAAUACUCCCUAGGACUCUCUACAGCAUUGUAAGGAGAAGUGUAGUAGAGCUGUAAAGCCUAAGUGUUGGAGAGUUGGAGUUCUUUUUUCCCUUUUUCAUUAGUCAGUGUUUAUUAUGUCUUAAAGAAAGAAAAGACUAAAUUUAACUGCACGUUCAACACUUACGCUUUCAAACUCACAUUUAGGUAGUCUAGAGUAUUUGGUGGUACAAAUGUGUGUGUAUCUGUGUGUGGUUGUUUGUGUGUUGCAUUCAUUUCUGCAGGAUCUCCUUGUGUAUUUUUGUCUUUUAAGCACUUUAACUGUAGACCUUCUUCUUAAAUGUAUCUCUAAUGCUUAUGUAUAUGCAAAGACCACAUUUUUAUAUGACUUGGAAAAAGACAGAUGGUAUUAAUGGCUAAAUUAUGGCUUCCCAGCUGUAUCUCAAUGCCUUAAUGCCACCUUGUAAAUACUACAUUAUCUUCCACAGAGAUUUUAUUUAGCAAAGAAACAUCUUAUAUGACAUCUUUUAGACAACAACUGAUGGAUAC
Etheostoma cragini (Arkansas darter) is the source of this 5117-nucleotide messenger RNA. It is a transcript of the gene atp11a, whose product is annotated as ATPase phospholipid transporting 11A. The record is from RefSeq and is a predicted model, not a curated record. The transcript has 32 exons. Gene Ontology annotation, molecular function: ATP hydrolysis activity; magnesium ion binding; ATP binding. Gene Ontology annotation, cellular component: endoplasmic reticulum; trans-Golgi network; recycling endosome. The coding region runs from base 284 to 3925 and encodes 1213 amino acids. Gene Ontology annotation, biological process: phospholipid translocation. Lineage: Eukaryota; Metazoa; Chordata; Actinopteri; Perciformes; Percidae.